Nicotiana tabacum (common tobacco) is the source of this 2979-nucleotide messenger RNA. The record is from RefSeq and is a predicted model, not a curated record. Lineage: Eukaryota; Viridiplantae; Streptophyta; Magnoliopsida; Solanales; Solanaceae.
CGUGAUAUUCCCAAUACCAUAAAUUCAACAAAGGGCCCCAAACUAAAACUAAGUUUCUGGUUUCUACUCUGAGCUUGCGAUUCUCAGUCAAUCUGAACCUCACACAAAUCCCCUCAUGAUUUUUGCUUUGUUGGGUCUCAUAUAUACACCUAAUCUUUCAAAUAGUGACUUCCAUUGUCUGAUUUCUCUGUACUAAUCAUUUAUCUCAAUUGGGUUUCUAUAUUUAUCAAUUAUCUCAACUGGGUCGACUCUUAUUUCCACUAGAUCACUCUGGUUCUUGAAAUCUUGGAUUAAUUUCCCUUCUCUGUAAUGGAAAAUUGCACUCUUCUUCAUAGUGGAAAUCAAUUCCAGCCCAAGUUUCCUUUCUUUGCACUUAAGCCCAAAAAGUUUCCUUUUUUUGUAGUUGGGUGUUCUAGAGUUUUGGGUGAAGAUAUAGUCAAGUUAUCUAUAGCUCAUGGCUCCAGCAGAGAGCAAAUGUGGAGGAUUAAAGCCACAGGAAAAAACUCUGGGGAAGCUACAAAUAUAGAUGAUGAAUCGGAUGAUGCUUUACAGGCUACAAUUGAAAAGAGCAAAAAGGUGUUAGCCAUGCAAAAGGACCUACUUCAACAGAUUGCAGAAAGAAGAAAAGUAGUCUCUUCAAUAAAAAGCAGCCUUGAAGAUGCCAAAGGUACUUAUGACAACGGAAAUGGUAGCUUAUCAAAUGUUGAUGUCCGUGGCGUGGAUAAAGACUAUAAUAGUACUUUACCUAGUACUGCUACUCCGCCAAUUGUUGAUGACCUGAAAAAUACACCGGCAGCUAGAAGCCAAGAUUUUGUUGAAAGUAAAAGAGAAGUUAAAAGGGACCUAGCUCAGGAAAGGCAGUCGAAAACAGCUCAAUCCGAUGAAAGGGCUACCCCACUGUCAAGAUCAUCUGUCACACCCAGUCAUCAGACUUCCUCUACCGUAAGUUCUGCCAAAAGAACAUUAUAUGUCCCUCCAGAAACUCCAAAGUUCAAUCAAGAGACAGGCAAAACUUUUGUCGACAUUCCUGGAAAGAAGAUCCAGUCUGAUGUGCCUUCAUUAUUUAAAGAAUCCUCAGCACAAUCCUACAUGGAACAGAAGAGUGAAAAUUUUGAAGGAUCAAGUGCUGAGAAGGCAAACAUAGAGACUGAAGACCCCGAGAAUGUAGAUGAGAAACCCCCUCCAUUGGCAGGAACGAAUGCUAUGAACGUUAUUUUGGUUGCUGCAGAAUGCGCUCCAUGGUCUAAAACAGGUGGACUUGGAGAUGUAGCUGGAGCAUUACCCAAGGCUUUGGCUCGACGUGGCCACAGAGUUAUGGUUGUGGCACCUCGUUAUGGCAACUAUGCUGAACCUCAAGAUUCUGGUGUAAGAAAAAUUUAUAAAGUUGAUGGUCAGGUAUGUUUGACUGCAUUAAUAAGAUGUAGCUUUCAUGUCUGUUGGCAAUUUCAGGUUCCUUGGCAUGUGCCAUGUGGUGGGGUCUGCUAUGGAGAUGGAAAUUUAGUGUUUAUUGCUAAUGAUUGGCAUACUGCUUUAUUGCCAGUUUAUCUGAAAGCUUAUUAUCGUGACAAUGGAAUGAUGAAAUAUACAAGAUCUCUCCUAGUCAUUCAUAACAUCGCUCACCAGGGUCGUGGUCCUUUGGAUGAUUUUUCAUAUGUAGAUCUUCCACCACACUACAUGGACAUUUUCAGGUUGUAUGACCCAGUAGGAGGUGAGCAUUUCAACAUUUUUGCAGCUGGUCUAAAGACAGCGGAUCGUGUAGUUACAGUUAGUCAUGGAUAUUCAUGGGAACUAAAAACUUCCGAAGGCGGCUGGGGAUUGCACGAGAUAAUUAAUGAGAAUGAUUGGAAAUUCCGGGGUAUUGUAAAUGGGAUUGAUACAAAAGAGUGGAACCCUGAGUUGGAUGUUCACUUAAUGUCAGAUGGUUACGUAAACUAUUCCCUGGACACACUGCAGACUGGCAAGCCUCAAUGUAAAUCUGCAUUGCAGAAGGAACUUGGUUUACCAGUUCGCGACGAUGUCCCACUAAUCGGUUUCAUCGGGAGGCUUGACCCCCAAAAAGGCGUUGAUGUGAUAGCUGAGGCAGUGCCUUGGAUGAUGGGUCAGGAUGUACAACUGGUCAUGUUAGGGACGGGUAGGCCUGACCUUGAACAGAUGCUAAGGCAAUUUGAGUGCCAAUACAAUGAUAAAAUUAGAGGAUGGGUUGGUUUCUCCGUGAAGACUGCUCAUCGUAUAACUGCUGGUGCAGACAUUCUGCUCAUGCCUUCUAGAUUUGAGCCUUGUGGACUGAACCAGCUUUAUGCGAUGAAAUACGGGACUAUUCCUGUUGUUCAUGCUGUAGGAGGACUUAAAGAUACUGUGCAGCCUUUUGAUCCUUUUAAUGAGUCGGGAUUAGGAUGGACCUUCAGUAGGGCUGAAGCUAACCAGCUGAUCCACGCAUUAGGAAAUUGCUUACUGACUUAUCGCGAGUACAAACAGAGUUGGGAGGGGCUUCAGAGACGCGGUAUGACACAAGACCUAAGUUGGGAUAAUGCUGCUCAUAACUAUGAGGAAGUUGUUGUUGCUGCUAAGUAUCAGUGGUGAGACUCAUUACGCGUCUGUAUAUGUCAACUUGUGGCCAUACUGUCAGGUUUAAUGAAGGUGUUUCAGCUCUUCCCUCAAGGGUCCAAAUAUUGAGUUUUGCUGGGUAUAUCGCAUUGCUCCAAUUUUGCUUAUCCAAGGUAAGUUCUAAAACCUUGUCUUUCUCAGGUGACUGAAUUUCAGGGCCCGAUUUCUGGUCAUGAAACUGAGAGGAUGCAACAUAUUGGUUACUUCACGUAUGGUGGUCGUACUUGGUUAUAUAUAUCAUCAUGUAUAUAUUCUUUACAGUUACCAAGAUUUAAUUAUAUAUAGCCAAUCUCUACUCUUUUUUUGUUGAAAGUUUUAAGGAAUCAGCUAGUGUCAAAUAUCAUGCAUUAGAAUCAAUGACCCCAUUUUUUGUUA